This is a messenger RNA of Lactuca saligna, 558 nucleotides long. NCBI's taxonomy places the organism in Eukaryota, Viridiplantae, Streptophyta, Magnoliopsida, Asterales, Asteraceae. The record is from the annotation of a GenBank genome assembly.
AUGAAGCCUCUAUUUAUACCCAUGGCAACCACCAUUUGUGCAACCUUCAUUAAUUGUGUUCAUCAUAGGGUUGGAAGACUUUUCCACCUUAGGUUUCAUUUUGUCAACAAAAAUGGCUACUAUAGCUUUGGAGGCUUUGGAGGGUGGAACACAACAAAACGGCCCCACGCACUGUGGGAGUCGGGACAUCGAUCCAACCAUCAGAUUUUGAAAAUAGUUCAAGAAGAUAUGAUCGACUCAAUCUGUCCACAAGAUCAAGUCAACACCACCACGGAUUACAAUCUUUUCGAUUACAAUUCGGCCUACAUGAACAUGAGCUUCCUUUUGGGUGCCCAUGUCGUGAUUCCGGUUCCGUUUGAAUUUGUGAAUCCGAGUUUGUCGGGUCGGGUUAUAGGAAACGGGUUUGAGGUUAAGUGGAAGGUGGAUGAUGAGGUCUACAUUGGGUGCAGGCAGUCUAGCGGAGAGUGCAUGUAUGAUAAUGGUACACUUAUGACCGUCCGUGGCUGCCCGGAACAGCCUUUGUUGGCAGAUAGUUGUGACGGAGUUAACAAAACUUGA